This is a messenger RNA of Penicillium brasilianum, 1914 nucleotides long. The record is from the annotation of a GenBank genome assembly. NCBI's taxonomy places the organism in Eukaryota, Fungi, Ascomycota, Eurotiomycetes, Eurotiales, Aspergillaceae.
CGUUGUUGAGGUGGUUGUCACCGACGCGUUCCUGCCUCGCGUCUGCCUGCAACACCAAAGCGCCGCGGCCCCACGUGACCUCCGGGUCACCCCGCCAUAGAAACCGGGGGAGAUUCGCAAGUGGGACUACACAUUGGUCACAUAUCAAGGCUCAAUGUCAUCUGAUUUCUGGGCUGGCUACCUCAGCGGUGCCCUUGGGAUUAUAAUUGGGAAUCCCUUGGAUGUGAUAAAGGUCCGAUUACAGGCAGGCCAUUCAAGAGAUGCAUCUGCCCAAUCACAACUAAGCCGCUUCGAGAAAGCGAGUUCACUCGUACGAGGUGCGGCUGCUCCAAUUCUAGGCUAUGGAGCUCUCAAUGCGCUCCUCUUUGUGGCCUACAAUCGGUCCUUGAUGGCCAUGGACAGCAACAUUACAGACCCCACUAACCCGGACGGUGUGCCAUUAUACAAGAUCUGGAUUGCUGGCGCUGCGGGCGGACUUGCCAGCUGGAGUAUUUCCUCUCCAACGGAGUUUAUCAAGUGCAGGGCGCAGCUGGACUCACGUCCAGAGGUCUCGUCCUGGACGGUUGCAAAAGAUAUAUAUCGCAGUCGAGGCUGGAGGGGCUUGUACUAUGGAGGAGCAAUUACGAGUGCACGAGAUUCAAUCGGAUACGGUUUCUAUUUCUGGUCUUAUGAACUUUGCAAACGCUUUAUGACAAUUGACCAUGAGGCACCUCAUCAGGCUGCUAUGAAGAUUCUCCUCUGUGGGGGCAUUGCGGGCAUUGUCACCUGGGGCUCCAUCUUUCCUCUGGAUAUGGUCAAGACGCGACUACAGGCACAGACGAUGCAUGACCAUUCUUUUACACACAGAGCCAGCGAGAACCAAAGUUUACUACGGCAGUCUCGAACGACGCUGAAUUCCUUCCAGAUGGCCCGAGAGGUCUACCGGGCCGAGGGCGUGGGCGCCUUUUAUCGGGGCCUCGGGAUUUGCAGCAUUCGAGCAUUUAUUGUAAAUGCUGUUCAGUGGGCUUGCUACGAAUGGCUGAUGAAGAGUUUCAACAAUGCGAGUGUACCAGUGCCAGUCACGGAACGCAUAUAGUUGUGUAGGGAGUAACCAAACUACUAGAGCGUGGUGGGAGCCAAGCAAUGAACAUAGACCGAGAAACCAAUUGCGGUUAGACUUUAUUUGGUAUUGAGGGAUUUCUAUUGGAAUUACUGCGGAGGAAUUGCUCGUAAGGGGAUAAAUUUCACCCUGAUGCCGCAGUCCGUGGGGGAACUAGCGAGGACCGGCGAUUUCAAUCCAUGGGCCCGCAGACCGGCUGAGCGGAAUGCCGCCGAAAACCGGCGAUAUCAAAAAUUGCCUCACGUGAGUAUCCACCGAACAUGCAGGAAAAGCAGAGUCGCGCGUUGUAGACAUGAGAAUCGUAACAUUAUCGACGUGCGUACUUUUUUUUUUGAAAGGACUUUUGUGAAAUGCUUGAAUCCAGAUCCAAGCCUGAAGAUAGCCAGGGAAGUGGCGGUUCUUCCUGAGGAGUAUCUGUUGUGGCAAGUCGGAGUCCAGCUCAGUCUUUCAUUUCCACAUUGUCGUCCUCCGAUCGCUUGACAUUGUCUGCGACGCCCAAUCCAACGGCAGCUUCGGCGAUCUUUUGGCUGUGAGGUUCUUCGCGCAGGAUGCGAACUCUGCAGGUUUAGAUUCGGGUGGUCAGCCAGGUCGUUCUGAAAAAAAAUUGGACGGGCGGGCUGGGUUGAUGGCUAACCUGCGCUUGUGAUUCUUGCCCUUAGUGUGCGCCUUCAUGUUGUACUCGCUUUCGAACCACUUCGAGCAUUCCAUGCAAUAGUGCUGUCCCAGACCGGGCAGAUCCUCUGCAUCCUUGGUCUCCUUGUACUGCGAGAGAUGGCGAGGAGAAUCGAUGUCGGCAAGGAUCUGGUCGUAGUCUC